AUGAAGAAGCACCAGCCGCACUCGGUGCAGGGCACCUUCAGCCGCCUGUUCGGCAAGCGCCACUCCAGCCCCAGCGCCGCGUCCCUGUUCGCCACCAACCCGCCCUGGAUCUUCACGCAGGAGGUGACCUCGGACAGCGCGGGCGGCACCGGUGAUGUGAUCGAGGUCUAUUACGGGGACAAUCGCUUCGGGACGGUGACAGACUCGGGCACGGCCACGCUGAAACCCCGCCCGAGGGUCCGGCCCCUGCUGACCUUCCUGCCCCUGAACGCCCAGGAAUCCCACGGGGUGGCUGUGCCAACGCCGUCGGUGCCAGAAGACUUUGUGGAGAAGGCAGCCCUUGGCUCUGGCUCCCAGCUCAAUGGCAAUAUUCGCAUGUACAGCUCGGUGGGGGACCUGCGCCCGCAGGCCCUCGAUGGGCACGACCUGGAUGAAGACAUCCCCCCGCCGCCAUCGGUGCCCCCGCCGCCCCCUCCGGCGCCCGUGUCACCGCCCGUGGCCUCGCCGGUGCCUCCACCCCCCGAGAUGCUGCCGCCACCGCCGCCAGUGCCACCCGAGAUGGUGCCGGUGCCACCCGAGGCGGUGCCGCCGCCCCCCGCCAUGGCAGCGCCGCCGCCGCCCGCCUCGGCUCUGUCCUCGCCCAGCACUCCUGCUCCUCCAGACUUCAUCCCUCCUGCCCCGCCGGGCGCCCGCGACCCCUUUGGCUCCGGCAUGUCCAAGUGGAAAUCGGAGACCGUGCUGAACUCGAGGCAGGGGGACGCCGAGGGGCCGCUCUGCGCCGCCGAGCCCGGGGUGCCCGCGGCCCCCAGCCCCAAGGAGAGCCUGCAGCCCAAGGCCGAGCCCCACCUGACCUUCCCCAGGUCGUUCAAGGUGCCGCCGCCGGCCCCGGCGCGCUCCUCGUCCAUCCCGGUGCAGGAGGGCCGGCAGGAGCCCCCCGUGCCCAGGCAGCCCCACGCGCGGCCGCCCCUGCCGCCCUGCUUCACCAUCAGAGCCGCCAGCAAGGCGUGGCCGGGAGAGGCCGAGCAGAGGAGCUCCGGGCUCAGACAGGGCCUGGGGAAGGCGGCUGUGCCCCCUCCACUGAGCCCCAAGCCGGGCACUGGGCUCGGCCAAGGCGUGAAUCCCACCGGCCGCCGGUCCCCUCUGCCAGGCUCCGAGGAGGAGAGGAUUCCCCAGCUGAAAACAGCCGGGAGAGACUCCCCUCCAAAAUCUGAGCCUCUCACUGCCAACGACCUGGACCUGCCUCCUCCGGACUACCCGAGCUGCGAGGAUGACUGGAAGGAUGCCAGCAACCUGAACAAGCUGCGGGACGAGCUCUCGGCGCUGCUGCGCUCCCCACGCCGUGAGGAGAGGCCGCUGGAGAGGCCGCUGGAGAGGCCGGGGGCUCCCCAGCCCAUGGACAGCGGUCCCAGCCGUGCUGGCAGCCGUGAGCCGGGGCCCAGCGAGCCCCAGAUCACCAGGAAGGACACGGGGUUACCCAAGGGAGGGGACAGUGAGAAGAAAGAGGUGCCCAGCAGCCCCCCCAGCACCAGUGGGGGCUCUCCCAGCACUGCAGUCACUGCCCCAGACAGGAACCCUGACACACAGCCCCGCAGUGUGAUGACGAUCAGGAACGAGCUGGAGGCUGUGCUGUCCCUGAAGAAAGAGGGGAAACCUGCCCCAGGGCCCAGCAGCCAGAAGCAGGCCGUGGAGAAUGGCAUCAGCACCCCACAAGUGAGGAAGAGCCCCCCUGACACAAGAGACUCAGUGGUGCCAAAGCCGGUCCCCAGCCCGCUCCCAGCCCCGGUGGCGGCUGUGGAGAAGGAUGAGACAGACCACGAGGACCAUCCUGCUCCUGCUGCUGGCAAGGUCACAGAGGAUGUGAGCCCUGCUCCUGGGUCCCUCAGCAGCAGCGUGAGUCCCCCAGAGCCACCCCAGGGACCGGCAGAGGAGCCCCCAGCUCCCAGCCCGCCCUCGGCCCCUGUGUCCCCUGCUCAGAGCCCGGCACCACAGCCCAGCUCGGCCGUCUUCCAGUACAAAGUGCACCGGGCUGGGGCCAGCUCGGCCGAGCCGCCCCGCGCCCCGGGCUCAGCUGAGCCACCCCAUGCCCUGAGCUCAGCCAAGCCACCCUGUGCAUCGGGCUCUGCUGAGCCGCCCAGCCCCGGGAGCUCGGGCAGGAGCCCCCCGGGCCCCUCGGGAGCGGGGCAGGAGGAGGUCCUGAUCCACCCGGUGACGGGGGAGCGCGUGGAGCGGGGCUCGCCCAUGGCCCUGCUGCUGGCAGCCCGGCAGCGCGCCCAGCGGGGCCGCCAGCCCGGGGACGGAGCAGCUGCGCUCAGGGUGAGGCCGGCCCUGAGACUCGGCAGUGCCUCCUCGGACACCACCUCCUCCACCAGCUUCUUCCGCAACGAGUCCAAGCCCUUCUCCUUCACCGUGGUGCCUCGGCCGACUGCGGCCAGCCCGGCGGGGUCCGGCUGGAGCAAGCCCCCCUCGUUCUCCAGCUCCUCGGAGCAGGGCCGGGCCGUGCGGGCGGUGGGUGAGGCGCAGCCCCCCAGGCCCCAGCGAGCCGCCGCCUCCAGCCUGCUCCGGGGCCUGCUGGACUCAGGGCAGCCCGGCCCGGCCCGGCUCGGAGCUCCCAGCGAGGAGGAGAACGCGGACACGGCGCUGGACUUUGGCAUUAUCCCCCCGCCCCCCGAAUUCAGCAAUGAGGCGGACCAGGCUUCCCUCCAGAGCCGGGAGGAGAGCCGCAAGUGCCCCAGCGUCCCUGACAGCGGCCGGGGCUCGGGAGAGCCGCGCUAUUUCAGGUGGGCUGGCUACAGCCGCAUCUAUGGGGCCAACAACCCAGAGCCAGCAGCUCCGCCACCCUUGGAGAAGAGCUGGAGGAACGGAGACCUCGCACCGCAGUAUCCGGAUCACAGCAGCUCCUCGAGCUUCCCCAGCCACGGCCCCAACCCACGGCCGCUGAUCAAGAAGCGCCUGUACAUGUCAGAGCCCGACAGCUCCUACCCCCGGGCCGCCGCAGCCCCCCGGGCCUCGGGCACCCUGUCCUCCACCCUCUCCUCCUACGGCCCCGGGGGAUUCAGCUCCACGCCUGGGGAGGGGGCUCGGCGCCCGGGCCCCGGCCUCAGGAACGGCCCCUCGAGCGCCCAGGGCAGGCGGGCGUCCAUGGAUGCUGCGGGGAAAGCCGCGGCCUACGGCGGCACCGGGGCUGAGGCCAAGUACAAGGGGCAGAACGGGGACUUCUCGCCCGCCAGCGUGCUGACAGCCAGCAGGCCUGCCCACGGCACCCCACACUACGGGGCACCCUCCAACACUUUCACGGUGCGGCCUGGCACCCGCCAGCCCAUCUCCUACGCCUACCCGAGCCACCGGUAG
Messenger RNA from Melozone crissalis (California towhee), 3348 nucleotides. It is a transcript of the gene CUNH6orf132, whose product is annotated as chromosome unknown C6orf132 homolog. The record is from RefSeq and is a predicted model, not a curated record. The coding region runs from base 1 to 3348 and encodes 1115 amino acids. The transcript has 6 exons. Lineage: Eukaryota; Metazoa; Chordata; Aves; Passeriformes; Passerellidae.